This is a messenger RNA of Canis lupus familiaris (dog), 1353 nucleotides long. RefSeq names its product fibronectin type III and ankyrin repeat domains 1 (gene FANK1). Gene Ontology annotation, molecular function: protein binding. Gene Ontology annotation, cellular component: nucleus. The record is from RefSeq and is a predicted model, not a curated record. The transcript has 9 exons. Bases 292 to 1161 code for a protein of 289 amino acids. NCBI's taxonomy places the organism in Eukaryota, Metazoa, Chordata, Mammalia, Carnivora, Canidae. Gene Ontology annotation, biological process: regulation of apoptotic process.
GCCUUGGUUGAUCUGGGUGGUGUCUGGUCUGGUGCUGCUAAUCCUCGGUUACCUCUUUGCCUUCCUGGCAGUGGCCUGAGAGGGGUUAAUGAGUUAAUGCUGAGCAAGAGCUUUUGUGCCCGGAAUGAUACUUAUUGCUUCCUUUUGCUGAAAUUCAGCAAGCCCAGAAUGAUUAACAGUUGUGCUGUGUCCUCUGUCUUCUGUGAGAUGUCCUUUUAUCUUCAGAUUGAGUUUUGAGGGCACUGAUUACCUCUCGCAGAAGCUGGAAUAGGCAAUACGUUCAUUGAAGUUAUGUCCCACUAUCAAAAAACCCUGGUCUUUGCUGCGCAUUGUCCUCAAGCUUCUAACCACAAAAUGAACUUAUUUCAUUUUCCAAUAUUUGCAUGCUGCAGAGCUUCCUGGGUAGGAUGCACCAGGAAGUGCCCCCCACCGGGAGAGCUGUACUGGCCAGGAGAACCCAUAAGUAGUGAGCAUUUCCAUCGAGCUGUCAAUGUGAAUGAUGAAGAUUUGCUGGUUCGAAUACUUCAAGGAGGAAAUGUGAAGGUCGAUGUUCCCAAUAAGUUUGGCUUUACCGCUCUGAUGGUCGCUGCCCAGAAAGGAUACAGCAGGCUUGUGAAAAUCCUCGUUUCUAACGGCACAGAUGUGAAUCUGAGGAACGGAAGUGGCAAGGACAGUCUGAUGCUUGCGUGCUACGCAGGACACCUAGACGUUGUGAAAUAUCUCCGAAGACAUGGCGCUUCUUGGGAGACCAGAGACCUAGGAGGCUGCACUGCUCUGCACUGGGCUGCAGAUGGAGGCCACUGCAGUGUGAUCGAGUGGAUGAUAAAAGACGGCUGUGAGGUAGACGCUGCGGACACGGGCUCAGGAUGGACCCCACUCAUGAGAGUCUCUGCUGUCUCAGGAAACCAGAGGGUAGCCUCUCUGCUGAUUGAAGCUGGAGCGGACGUGAACAUGAAAGACAAAGAUGGAAAGACCCCUCUGAUGGUGGCUGUGUUAAAUAAUCACGAGGAGUUAGUCCAGCUACUUCUUGACAAAGGGGCAGAUGCAACUGUAAAGAAUGAGUUUGGCAAAGGUGUGCUAGAGAUGGCCAGAGUUUUUGACAGACAGAACGUGGUCUCCCUGUUGGAAGAAAGGAAAAAAACCCACGCGGCAAAGAAGUAGUCCGUCUGCUCACCAGGGCGCUACUCACUCCGAAAGCCCAAGCGAAACAAAGUCGAAUGCGACCGUUGAGCUAGAGAUGAAAUUCUGCAUCUUGGAGGCUAUACAUUUGAUUAUUUAUUUAGAUUCACAGUGACUUUUUGUAACGUACAACUGUUCCCAGUUUGAAAUACAUCUUUUUACCUAAGCACGUGC